Messenger RNA from Aethina tumida (small hive beetle), 2286 nucleotides. Its product is annotated as cytochrome P450 4C1. The record is from RefSeq and is a predicted model, not a curated record. The transcript has 3 exons. The coding region runs from base 674 to 2197 and encodes 507 amino acids. Gene Ontology annotation, molecular function: monooxygenase activity; heme binding; iron ion binding. NCBI's taxonomy places the organism in Eukaryota, Metazoa, Arthropoda, Insecta, Coleoptera, Nitidulidae.
UUUUUAUUAAUUGUAAAAAAGAAUAUUCCAAACGUCUUUAGUGAUGUGGUUUAGUAGCUAUCUACCGUCAAUAAAAAACUUUUAUUUCUUAUUUAUUGGAUCAAUAAUGACUAUUAAUAAAUAGUGAUCAUUACAGUAUUAUAAAUUGAACUUGUAAAUUAAAACCACAUUUAAUAAUGUAUUUUUCUCAGGUCCAUUAAUUCGUUUGUAAACUAAAGAGCAAUUAAAUGAAUAUGCAGUUUGCGUAUGUCAUUACAAUUUGAUUUACAUUUCCACGUAUAUAAGCAUUAUAAGUGGUAAAAGAACCUUUAUCCUUUGGGUCCUAAUUUAUAUUAUAAAUUCAAACAGUAAUCAAAUAGUAAUAAUAAUAAUAAUAAUAAUAUAUAAUACGUAUUAAUUCAUUUUUAAUAAUUGUAAUAAUUUAAAAUUAUUUAAUUAUUAAAUUUUGGAACAUUUAAAUUUAAAAAAAUAUAUAUUUUUAUAGUUUUUACAUAAUUUCAAUAAACUAAAGAUUAAAUUUAUAAAGUUCUUAAAAACAUAUAUUAAAUUAUCAACCCCUUUUUAGUAAAUUUUAUAUGAAUGAAAAUUUUGCAAAAUCAUAUAUGGUAAUUGCAAUCUCAUCGUAGUAAUUUGUCCCCACAUUAUUUAUAUUGUGAUAACGAUGUAUAUAUAAAUGAAGGCUACUUUCUCGAUUAUCAGUUACAUAAAUAUGUUGUCUACAUUACUAAUAUUUGGUACCUUGUUACUGACUGUUUAUAUUUAUUUUUCAAACAAACUUGAUCGGCGAUGGAGAUACUUAAGUAAUAUUCCCGGCCCUAAAGGUUAUCCAGUAAUUGGUAACCUCCUGGAUGUUGUUCUAAAAACAACAGAUGAAGUAUUCCAAUCUGACAGAAAGCAUGCUUUAGAGUUCUAUCCACUUUAUAAAGUACGAUUAUUAAACAUUGGUAUUGUGUUCAUGUCCGGUCCUGAAGAUAUUGAGUUGGUCGUAACAAACAUGAAACACAAUUCCAAAAGUGAAAUUUACGAUUUUCUCCACUCAUGGUUGGGAACUGGACUUCUAACCAGCACCGGUGAAAAAUGGCAAAAACGCAGGAAAAUCCUAACGCCUGCUUUUCACUUCAAUAUUCUCAAGGAUUUCUUAAAAAUAUUCAACCAUGAAACUAAACAAUUAGUAGAUGUUUUGUCAGAAAACUGCGAUAAACCUUACAUAGAUGUUAAAGUUCCAAUUACUGAUUUCACUUUGACUUCAAUCGCAGACACAGCUAUGGGUAUCACUCUCGGAAAAUCCGAUGAUGAACAACUUAAGUAUAGGCAGUCCGUUUAUAAAUUCGCUGACAUAACAAUUUAUAGAAGUAUGAGACCGUGGUUGUUCAACAAUUUCAUUUAUAACUUCAGCAAAACCAAAGGAGAAGAACGAGAAGCAGUGAAAAUUCUUCAUGCAUUCACAAACAAAGUUGUGGACACCCGAAAGAAGGAUCUUAAAAAUAAAGAUAAAAAGGAUGACUCAUAUUCUGUAAGAAAGAAGCUGGCUAUGUUAGAUCUACUGUUGACGUAUCAAUCUGAAGGCGCCGAUAUCAGCGACGAAGGAAUCAGAGAAGAGGUCGACACUUUUAUGUUCGAAGGUCACGACACAACAUCCCUAGCUCUUUGUUUCCUGUUGAUGAUACUUGCCAACGAAAAAGUUCAUCAAGAUCUGGUGUACGAAGAAAUAAUGGACGUAGUGGGGACUAAAACACCCGAUUUUGACGACUUACAAAAUUUAAAACACAUGGAACUGUGCAUCAAGGAAUGUUUGAGGUUGUAUCCCAGUGUACCUUUAAUUGGAAGAACUCUUGGUGAAGAUCUGACCACCCGUUCGGGAUACACGAUCGCGAAAGGCACAGAUGUCGCCUUAUCAAUUUAUGACAUGCAUCACAGUCCUAGACUCUAUGAUGAUCCAGAAAAAUUCGACCCUUACAGAUUUUUGUCGGAGAACUCCAAGAACAGACAUCCGUUUGCCUAUAUGCCAUUCAGUGCGGGACCGAGGAACUGUAUUGGACAGAAGUUCGCCAUGCUUGAGCUAAAGGCUGCCCUUUGUGGAAUUCUACAAUCGUUCAAGUUGGAACCAGUGGAUACUCCCAAGGACAUGAAGUUCUUCGUGGAGUUGGUAUUGAGGACCAGCAACCCCAUCAGAGUGAAAUUUGUUAAACGACAGUAAUUAUAUUUAAUUAUGACAUGAUGUUUCUCUAAGACUGUGUGUAAGAUAUAUAUUUGACAAUUGUAAAUAAAGUUAUCGUAUUUAUUAGA